AUGAAUUACACCCGGAAAAGGGCUCUUCUGGCUUGCGACUUCUGCAGGCACAGGAAGAGACGAUGUGAUGGCCAGAGGCCGUGCUCGACAUGUCGUGAUUCGAAUGCCGAUUGCGUGUACAAGGAAUUGCCAUAUGAUCGUAUCGAAGAUGCCAGCCCCUCUGCUGUCGUUGACCGCCUGGCACGGAUAGAAGCUCUUUUAGAGCAACAGGGCCAGCAGCUCCGUCACCUGAGCACCAGUUCGACACCUACAACUACCUCCGUGGUCCCCCUAGAUUACUCACCGUCCCCAUUGUUCCCACAACCCACAGAAUUUACGGAUUAUCCACCACAGACACUCUUUGAAAACCCGACCGAGACACCGAAUUUCCUUAUACCAAAAGGUCACACGACAUUAGCCACAACUCUUCUCUCUGUUCCCCAAGUAAGAGAUAUUCUCGGCGACUACCCUAGAGACUAUUUUUACAACAUAGAGGAAAGCCAAGGCUUGCCGCCCGUCCUUGACAACCCUCGAAGCGAUCGUCAGGCGUGGCCAGCUUUGCGGCCCAAUGUACUGAACAAGCUGGCGGCAAACUACUUUCAAAACGUGCACCCCCAUCAUCCCCUGUUUAAUCCCAACACUUUUCGACAAUGGCAAACGCAACUAUUGAAGAAAGAACCCAUCGAAGACGCGGUAGCAGCAUUGUGCCUCUGCGUGUACGCACUUGGUAGCGUGACUUCGCCGCAAGCUUCAGCGCCGGGAGCCAGCGACGAAGUCCUUGGGAUGAAUUACUUCAAGCCUGCACUAGCCAUCAUCGUACACGAACACACAUGGAAUCUCAAGCCGGACCUGGCGGUCUGCCAAGCACUUCUACUCGCUGCGUCAUACUUUUCUCAUCUCGGACGGCCUCUGCACUGCUGGCGACUCUCUUUCUUCGCGUCGCAGAGGUUUCUACACUAUAUGGAGAUUCGGCGCGGCCAGGACCCCUAUUCACAAUGGAGCGAGACGGAGCUCCGCAUCUUCUGGCAGUGCUUUCUAGACGACUGCAACCGCGCCGAGGACCUGGACGUCCUGCGGAGUGGGAUGGAGCCACUGGGCGACAAGAUGCCGCUGCCGCACAGCAGCGACCCGAGCGACCACGAGGAGACGAUCCACUUUAUCGCCGAGAUUGCGGUGCGGCGGCUGAUGAACCGCGUGCAAAGCUCGCUAUACAAUCCCGAGACCGAAGGCAUGACGGGGGGCCACGCCGUAGGGGCCGCGAUCGACCCGGCCAUCGCCUGGCAAGGGCUCAGCCUGCCCAAGCUGCUCGCGCUCAGCUCUGAGCUCGACCGCCAGCUCGAGCAGUGGCACGCCUCUAUCCCCGACUACAUCCGCCCGCCGCGCGGCGUCGAGAUCAUCCCAUCAGACCGCGGCCGCGUGCUGCGUAUGCGCUACUACGCCACGCGGCACAUCAUCCACCGGCCGUUCGUCAUGUACGCCGUGAAUCAACAGCAGCAGCAGACACAGCAGCUGCUAUUGCCACAGCGAGGCAGCAGAAGCGGCGGUGGCGCGGGCUUGCCGGAACCCCUGCCGCCCGUCGUCCUGGAGAAGUGUGAGGUCUGCAUCGAGUCGUGCGUCACUUACCUGUACAACGCCGUCGAGAUGCUGGACCGGCGCUCGCCGUACCUGUGGACGAUCGCGCAGAGGUGCAUGGCGUGUCUGCUCGUGCUCAUGCUGACCGAGGGCUGCGAGCCGCUGCGCCAGUUUGUGCCGCCCAUGGAGCCGUUGCGUGCCAGCGUUGUGGCCAAGGUCAAGCGCUGGGCCGUCCCGGGUUCGAGUUUCGAAGCGCAGGUGGCGAUCCUGGAGGGUCUGGUGUUCAGGGACGGGCGCGAGGCUUAA
Messenger RNA from Neoarthrinium moseri, 1857 nucleotides. RefSeq lists its product as uncharacterized. The transcript has 6 exons. The coding region runs from base 1 to 1857 and encodes 618 amino acids. The record is from RefSeq and is a predicted model, not a curated record. Gene Ontology annotation, biological process: DNA-templated transcription; regulation of DNA-templated transcription. NCBI's taxonomy places the organism in Eukaryota, Fungi, Ascomycota, Sordariomycetes, Amphisphaeriales, Apiosporaceae. Gene Ontology annotation, molecular function: DNA-binding transcription factor activity, RNA polymerase II-specific; DNA binding; zinc ion binding.